Molecule: messenger RNA, 1610 nt
Organism: Castor canadensis (American beaver)
Lineage: Eukaryota; Metazoa; Chordata; Mammalia; Rodentia; Castoridae
Gene: Sri
Product: sorcin
Molecular function (GO): calcium ion binding
Source: RefSeq, a predicted model, not a curated record
AAUGAGUUUAAAGAACUCUGGACUGUUCUGAAUGGCUGGAGACAACACUUCAUCAGUUUCGACAGCGAUAGGAGUGGAACAGUGGAUCCUCAAGAAUUGCAGAAGGCCCUGACAACGAUGGGAUUUAGACUGAGUCCCCAAACUGUGAAUUCAGUUGCAAAACGAUAUAGUACCAGUGGCAAGAUCACCUUCGAUGACUACAUCGCCUGCUGUGUCAAACUGAGGGCUCUCACAGAUAGCUUUCGAAGACGGGAUACUGGUCAGCAAGGUGUUGUGAAUUUCUCAUAUGAUGAUACUGGGCAUAACCAGGUUACAUGUCAGAGUAUGAAGCAUCCUGCUGUAUCUUACAAGACUAUGAGCCAAAGGCCAGGACACCACAAAUGCCAGAGUAAUGACUGGUAGCCAAAAUGGCUGCUUGAAAGAAGAUGAAAAGCCUAGGGUGGAACCAGUUCUAGGCAAUGAACUCAUGAACCUAAACUGAUCAGUGCUUUAGAGUGCCAUAUAGGUGAGCUAAUUAAGCACCAGUGCCUAGGCUAUGGGACAGAAUAGAAGAAAUCAAAACUCAUUAGAACAGGGAAGAAUUUAGGCAAGGUAGGUGGGUAAGUAGAGAAAACUUCAAAUGCCACCUUGCUGAGGAAACUGCCUAACAAAUUGAGUACCCAGGUUUUCCUAAAUGACUGUUGUAUUUCUCAUGUCCAUGGUCUCUUUUGGAACCAUGUAGAACAGAAAAGAAACAACUGUCUUUAUUAGUCCCCUGACAAAGCUUCUGAAAGAAUCUGGCUGGAAGAAAAAUGAUGAAAGGGAGUUGUGCAUCAAAAUAACAUGAAUCUUUUAUUGAAAGUCACUUUAUUGAUGUUACAAUGAGAGUAAUAUAGAAAACUGUGGUAUCUUAUAGCUUCUGAGGUGAAUACUAAUAAAAUUGUUCCAGAAAUUUGAAACGCAAGUUACAGUGACCUUUAAAAACAAGAUGUUUACCUACAAUGUGAGAAUGACUUUAUAACUGGAACAGCCAUAAAACAAAUCACAUUCAGGAAAACAGUCACCAUAUACAUAUCCAUUGGUGUUUGCCAAAACCCAGUAAUUUUUUAAAUAGCAUAAGAACUUGAAGUGCAGAGUAGCAGAAAGCAUGUUAAAAUGAAACUAAUCUAAGUAUAUACACGAUAACCUGGUGACCAAAGUGAAAUGGUGCUGCUGUGAACACUUCCUCAUGGGAUAGUUUCCAUCAUCUGCAGAUGGACAUCACCCCUGGAGAAUGAUGGAUGAGGGAAACUAGUGAAUCCCUACACCAGCUAACAUAUAACUGCUUUGAUAUGGUAGAACACCCAUUUUCUGAAAGUUGUCUUGGGGAUGCUAGUUUGGAGGGGCAAAUUUUCCAGCAAGUUAAAAAAGGACUUCAUGCUUAGUUAUCCUGAAUGAACCUUUUGCUAAACACUUUUUCAGUUAGUGUAAAAAAAAGUUUUCCAUACAAAACAAAAGUAUUGGGUUCUUUUUACCCAUUAAAAAGACUGGUUGUAGAAUCACAGUUUGAUUUUGUGCUAGAUUAGAAAAGAAAAGGGUUUCUAAUCAGGCAGUGAUAUCAUGUAUAAUUUAGCAGGAACUCUUGUAUUAUU